Ochlerotatus camptorhynchus is the source of this 8858-nucleotide messenger RNA. RefSeq names its product transient receptor potential cation channel, subfamily M (gene Trpm). The coding region runs from base 572 to 6460 and encodes 1962 amino acids. Lineage: Eukaryota; Metazoa; Arthropoda; Insecta; Diptera; Culicidae. Gene Ontology annotation, cellular component: plasma membrane. Gene Ontology annotation, molecular function: monoatomic cation channel activity. The record is from RefSeq and is a predicted model, not a curated record. Gene Ontology annotation, biological process: metal ion transport; protein tetramerization; monoatomic cation transmembrane transport. The transcript has 22 exons.
UAUGUAUGUAUGUAUGUAUGUAUAUACAAACAAUCACUCAAGACUACCCACAUCGCGUCCAUCCCCCGUUACGGUCGUGUAAUGGUCAUGGUUGGGAAAUGAGCAAAACGCCCAACCAACCACAUUAGCCAGUGCCAGUCGUGCCGAAACAAACACACAUUUUGGACGCUCUAGUGUCGUAAUUGUUCUAACGCGAAUUUUAAGACGUAGAAUUUAAUCGCGAGUUUAUUUCCAAUCGAAGGUCGGAUUUUGCACCAAAAUUCGUGACUUGAGGUGACCACAUCAAAGUGACAUCUUCCGCAGACAUGUGGUGUUAAUUGAGCUGCAAUAUGUACCUGUAACUUUCGUCAUUGAUAGAAGUGCAGAUAACGCAUGUAGCCGUUGUUUCCGUAACGCGAUUGUGAAUGUGCUUGUUUAUGUUCGUCGUGUGGGUGGAGAAGUUCGGUUCGGUGACGGUCCGGUGCAUGCGUUGUUCGUGUGCCCGCAAAAAUAUAAUGCAAAUUUAAUUACGUUCGAAAUCACUCCCGAAAGUUCCACGUGAAAUUGCCAUCAGUGUCUCAUCGCUUGCCUCAUGGAUCCCUUCGGUGAUGAGGCCUUCAUCCGCACCGCCGCGAACUACGGUCUCGGUGGUAAUGCUGGAGCAGGUGAUGGCGGUGUUGGUACAAGAAGCAGCACCAACGCCGGUAGCGAGUCACCUUUCCCGAUGCUGACUCACAAGUUGCGACGGAUGGAAAAUUUCGAUUUUUCCGCAACACCCCCACGGGCACCGUCGCCACCGCCUCCGUCGCUCUACUUCGACAACAACUCGUCCAUUUCGUCCAGAUCGUCGGUGGCCGAACCGCUGGAUCUGAACGUGGUUCAACUGUUUUAUCAAAUCUGCAAGCGCACGGCACGAAGUUGGAUCGAGGCGAAUUUCCAGAAGCGCGAAUGCAUCAAAUACAUCCCGAGCUUGAAGAAUGAAGAAGUAUGUUGCUGCGGUCAGGAAAGGAGAACUCACCAAAUGGUGCCGGGAAUCGAACCGGGCCUCUUGGGCGAUAUCUGGCAACCGCAAAAGCAUACCAGGCCUCAGCCGACCGAUGCCUACGGGACGAUCGAAUUUCAAGGCGGAGCACAUCCAACCAAAGCUCAGUACGUGCGACUAUCGUACGACACCCGACCGGAGCUGCUGGUUCAGCUUUUUACCCGCGAGUGGAAUCUCGAGCUUCCAAAGCUGCUCAUCACCGUCCAGGGAGGCAAGGCAAACUUCGAGCUGCAACCGAAGCUGAAGAAGGUGCUAAGGAAGGGAUUGCUCAAGGCAGCCAAAACAACCGGUGCUUGGAUCUUCACCGGUGGUACCAAUACAGGUGUCACAAAGCAGGUCGGUGAUGCUCUGCUGCUGGAAGGACAGCAGCGGUCCGGACGUGUUGUCAGCAUCGGCAUCGCCCCGUGGGGCAUCGUCGAGCGAAACCACGAAUUGCUGGGACACAACCGGGACGUUCCCUGCCAUAGUAUAAGCUCACCACGCUCAAAAUUGGCUGUGUUAAACAAUCGUCACGCUUACUUCCUGCUGGUGGACAAUGGAACCCAGGCACGCUACGGUGCAGAGCUGAUCCUGAGGCGGAAGCUGGAAAAAUACAUAUCGAACCAAAAGUUGCAACCCUUUACGCACUCGAGCACACCCGUAGUCUGCUUGGUAAUCGAGGGUGGCACAAACACAAUCAGAGCUGUGCUAGAAUACGUCACCGACAGUCCACCGGUGCCGGUAGUGGUUUGCGAUGGCUCCGGCCGGGCUGCCGAUCUGAUCGCAUUUGUACAUAAAUAUGCUUCCGAUACGGGUGAACAGGUUGUAUUAGAGUCGAUGCAUGAUUAUCUCCUAGGUACGAUACAGAAGACCUUCGAGGUGGGCCCGGAGCAGGCAGAGCAGCUCUAUCAGGAAUUGUUGUUGUGCACUAAGAAUAAGAAUCUGAUAACCGUUUUCAGGAUUCAGGAUCGACCCGAAGGAAAUGCACCGGAAUUGGACCAAACGAUAUUAACUGCACUUUUUAAAUCCCAGCACUUGAGUCCACCGGAGCAGCUUAGCUUAGCGUUGACCUGGAACCGUGUAGACAUAGCUCGGACGGAGAUUUUUGUAUACGGUCAAGAAUGGCCCCACGGGGCCCUGGACGAAGCGAUGAUGCAGGCGUUAGAGCACGAUCGAAUAGACUUUGUCAAACUUCUGCUGGAAAACGGUGUUUCGAUGCGAAAGUUCCUCACCAUACCCAGGCUUGAAGAGCUGUACAAUACUAAGCAUGGACCAGCAAACACCUUGGGAUACAUCUUGCGAGACGUUCGACCGCACAUACCGAAAGGUUACGUUUACACUUUGCAUGAUAUAGGUUUAGUUAUUAAUAAGUUAAUGGGCGGUGCCUACCGGUCGUACUACACGCGAAGAAAAUUUCGACCAAUUUACGCGAAAGUGAUGAACAGCUACGUGAACACCCAUCGAAAGCCAUCAACGUUUGCACGAAGUCCUGGAAUCAAUUCGAUGAGUCUAGUCACAGGACUGCUGCCGGUAACCUCCGAUAUGGCCUUAUUUGAGUUUCCGUUCAACGAGUUGCUGAUUUGGGCUGUUAUAACCAAACGCCAACAGAUGGCACUGUUGAUGUGGACUCACGGUGAAGAAGCCCUAGCGAAGUCCUUGGUGGCUUGCAAACUAUACAAAGCAAUGGCCCACGAGGCAGCGGAUGACGAUCUGGAUACGGAGAUCUAUGAGGAACUGAGGAGCUAUGCGAAGGAAUUCGAAGUUAAGGGACUUAAGUUGUUGGAUUUCUGCUACCGCCAGGAUGGUGAACGUGCUCAAAGGCUCCUCACUUGUGAACUACAAUCUUGGUCUAGUCAAAGCUGCCUUUCCUUGGCGGUGGCAGCAAACCAUAGAUCUAUUCUUGCUCACCCCUGCAGUCAGAUCAUUCUUGCUGAUCUCUGGAUGGGUGGACUGCGGACAAGGAAGAACACUAACCUCAAGGUUAUCUUGGGUCUCCUGGUGCCACCUUUCGUCAAGAAGCUGGACUUCAAAUCGAAAGAAGAACUGCAGCAGAUGCCUCAAACCGAAGAGGAACACCUCGAAAACCAAUGUCUCGAUUACGACGACAACGGAAAGCACAAUCCCGACGCAGAGGCGCUUUUGUCCGACACCUACUCUAUGAAAGAUACCAAAGUGCAGGAGAAUGGAAAAGUUUCGCUGACGGACUCGGAGAAUACGCAGUACAAGGACUACAUGUACGACCACGAUAUGCGUCAUCAGCGGCCGCUCAAGUUGAAGAAAAAGUUUUACGAGUUCUAUACAGCUCCCAUUACGAAGUUUUGGGCCGAUUCAAUGGCGUAUGUGUUCUUUUUGGUGCUCUUCACGUAUACGGUACUGGUACGAAUGCAGCCAUAUCCGAGCUGGCAGGAAGUGUACGCGAUAGCUUACAUAACUACCUUGGGCUGUGAAAAAAUACGGGAGAUAGUGUCGUCCGAGCCGGUGGCCAUUUCCCACAAAUUCUCCGUCUGGGCAUGGAACAUGUGGAACCCGUGCGAUGCGGCGGCUAUCAUAUUCUUCCUCAUCGGGCUGGUCCUACGAUUGCGACCGUACACCAUGGACGUCGGACGAGUGAUAUACUGCGUGGACAGCAUCUACUGGUAUCUGCGGAUACUGAACAUUCUGGGUGUCAACAAAUAUCUAGGACCACUGGUGACGAUGAUGGGCAAGAUGGUGAAGAACAUGAUUUAUUUCGUCGUCCUCUUGCUGGUAGUGUUGAUGAGUUUCGGUGUGAGCCGGCAGGCCAUUCUGUUUCCCAACAACGAUGCCAGCUGGCGACUGGUGCGGGACGUUUACUAUCAGCCUUACUUCAUGUUGUACGGAGAAGUGUUUGCGGACGACAUCGAUCCACCGUGCGGAGAGGAUCCCUCCCAACCGCAGUGCGUGACAGGUCACUGGGUAACGCCAAUUGCCAUGUCGAUGUACCUCUUGAUUGCCAACAUUUUGCUCAUCAAUCUGUUGAUUGCGGUCUUCAACAAUAUUUUCAUCGAGGUGAAUGCCGUAUCACACCAGGUCUGGAUGUUCCAACGGUUCACGGUCGUGAUGGAGUACCAGCAGAAGCCCGUCCUACCACCUCCUCUGAUAGCAUUCUGUCACUGUUAUUCCCUCCUUCGAUACCUGAUCAGGAAGGCGAAAGGUUUGCAACAGUCACGAGAUAAUGGGCUGAAGCUGUUUCUGGAAAAAGAAGACAUGGAGCGGUUGUACGAUUUUGAAGAGGAAUGCGUUGAAGGUUAUUUUAGAGAGCAGGAUGCACUGCUGCAGCAAUCCACCGAGGAACGAAUUAAGAAUACCGACGAAAGAGUCGAGAACAUGUCUCAGAAGAUCGAAGACAUCAAUCAGAAGGAGAAUAUGCAAUCGGCCACGGUUCAGAACAUUGAAUUUCGAUUACGCAAGGUGGAGGAGUCGGCUGAUCAGAUCCUCUCGCACUUGGCUGUGAUUCAUCGGUUUAUGUCGACGCACACGCAACUGCAGGACAAUCUUAACAGUUCCAAUGACAAUGUGAGCGCACUGGGUGGUCCGGGAGGGGGAAGUAUCGUGUUCGAUACCCGGGCGAGGGCAAUAUCCGAAAGUGACAGCAAUAAUGUUUCUCUACAGCCAAGAAGGAAGAUGAAUAGGUCCCUGACGGAGGUUCGACCGGAUGCGUACAUCUUUGAUGACGGUAUGCACUUUGAGGUGCGGACGGUGCCGGAAGAGAACGAGAGCGACCGGUCCCCGGAGAAAUCGCUGGCGAUCUCCAACGAUCGCAAGCUCUCCAUGCGCUCGGAAGAUUCGGAAAUGUUCCUACCGCCUUCCAAGGUGCUAUCUCCAGCGGAAUCGGCAGGUGUGGCAAGUUCCACCACCAAACCGAAGACACCGUUCCUGAACGUCCGUCAGGAGACGGCCAGCACCGAGAGUAAGGAUACCCUUACCCCACUGGAGAACUGCGAUGAUCGGACGUUGGUCGGCGAAGGAUCGGCCGAGGACAUUGUCGAUCCCAACUACGAUGGACUGCGACAGCGGGCGGUCGGACGACGGAGAAGCAGUACCAUGGUAGGCGGCGGGCCAAGAAGGAACUCCGAAAGUACAUCCGGGUUCGAUAUCAACAAGUCACAAAGCAGUUUACAUCAGAUGGGCUUCGCAAAGCGACAGCACAGUAUGACACAAUCGGAACCGGACAGCGGGAACGAGCAGCCUGUUCAACGACCAGUUACACGGGGUAGGAACCUGCUACUGGCGAUCCAUGCGGAAUACACUUCUAUCACAGAUGAGUUGGAAAGCGUGUGCCAUAUGAUAGCUUCACCAACGUCUUCAUUGAUGGAUGAACGUCCGAAAAACGUAAGCGAAAUGAGCAAUCCGGAGUUUGCGGCGCUCAUCGAAAAGAAGCAUCUGAAGGAAUGCGAAGACAGUGAUUACGAGAUGUUGGAGAAGCUGCUGCAAACUCGUUGCUCAAUAGAUGAAAGCGAUAAUAUGUUCGAUGAUGGACCGGAAGAGUACGGCCCACGGAAGAUGCUCCGUCGUGAAACUGCUAUCGAACUACCAGUUACCCCGUCGAAGUCCAACAUUGUUUCCCUGGCAGAAUGCGCAGCGGCAACCGAUGACUUCUCGGUCAAAAACGAACGGCAAACGGUAUCGAACCGGAACUCGUUGAGAGAGUCCAAAAAUUCCCCAGUGUCCUUAUCCAGUCAAAACUCUCCUCGUAACUCUCAGUAUCUGCAAUCCACAUAUCUAAAUCCAUCAUCUUUCGAUGCGUCUCAUCGAAUGUAUAAAAAAUCAUGCGAAAGCUUGCAGAAGAAUUCCAGUACCGACACCGAGUACUCCAUGCAACCGUACAAAUUCAUCAAGCAAAGCUCGAACGAAACCAACAGUUCGUUCAACAUCGACAACUCCUCGAUCGCUAACGACCUCUCGAUGGAUGGCGAAACGAGCCUUAAUUCCACCGUGAUCGAAAUGCUCUCCGGAGCAAAUCUUGCACCGGAUGACCGGUCAGGUUUCACCAAGCGGACAUGCUCCCUUGGCAGUGCAUCGCUGGCACAUCCUUCCGACUCACGACCAGGCUUCCUGAAGAAGCAAUUCAGCAUAGAAAAGUCUCCCGGAUUGGGUAAGGUAUCCGGCUCGACUCCGGAAGGCUUAGAACGAUUGGUGCCCACAACAUCGGCGUCAGCGAUGGUGAUACCCUCUACGAUCGUUGUACCCAGCACGGCUGCUAAGCCACCUCCAUCGAAACGCUUCGCUGAAAAUCUUAGCGUGCUUGGUACGAAAUCCAUGAUGGCCCUGCUCAAGGAAAGCAGUUCCACCAGCACGGAAGAUACGAAUACAGGGAGGGACCCAAUUCCCUGCAUCAGUACCAACAUCGUGCAGGACGAAAUCGCCAAACUAUCCUCGAACAUCAAGAGCAGCACGGAUACGGAGGAAACGGAUCCGCCCAUCAACGAAACCAUGUGCUGAUUUUAGUUGUACAUUUAGUCGGUAAGGUGUAGCUUUGUUUAUCGCACCACCACCACCACCCCGAGUAUCCUCCUACACUACACAGACCCACCUUCGAGUCCGUUUUGAGUAUCGAAAAAUGUCGGAACAUUGAGACUGAGUUCCGACAGAACCGAAAACACCACCACCACCAAAUGCCAUCAUCACAACUACCGAACAUAAUCAUCACAGGAACCAGUUAUAGGAACAAACGACAUAGAUUCUAAUAACAGGUAUGGGAAUGGCGCAAAAUCGAGCUGCGCCACAAGUUACGUGGUAGGAUAUUUUUUUUUAUAGAGUUUAAGAUUUACGACGAAGUCGAAGAGAGUGGCAUGAUUGCAUGAAUGGGAAUGGGGAAGUUUGCUAUACGUUAGGUACGUACGACUUUAGAGAGGUAGUGAUACAGGAAGGAAGAUAAUGUGAGAAUAUAUUGAUUGUACAAUGCUCGGCAUUUCAUUUGCUAUCGCCAUCGCCGAUGAUGAUUUUGACGUCCCGUUGCGAACGGCCCUUAAUCCUCAGCUUGCACAUCCUCACGUUGAUCGUUGAUCUUUCUUCAUGGUUUAUGCGAAAUAAAAGUUUGAUCGCUUCCCAUGGUUUGCAAGUAAGAUCGGCAUUCACCAAACUGGGAACUUCAGCCAAGUUUCAAGAACUUUAAGGCGAUUCUUUCAGCUUCAAGGAAACUUCAGGAUAUUUUAAAAGGAGCAUAUAACUUCAGGAAUAUUCAAAGAACUUCAAGGAAAUUAAAACUUCAGAGAAGUCUAGAGAACUUGAGAAUAAAUGUGGGAAAUAAAUUCCAAGAACGUCAGGAAAGCUAUGUCUAGAGAUUUUCAGGGCAGCUCAGAUAUCUUAAGGGCAAUCCCAAUGAAAUCAGCAUAGCCCAGACUUUCAGGCCAUUUAAAGAUGAAGUUACGGAAUUAUAGAGAAAGUGUAGAGAACUCCUGAGAAGAAUUUUACAGAAGUCCAAAAAUGUUCAGAGAAGUUUAAAUAUGUCAAGGAUAUUUUCAUUUAUUUCUGGACAGUACCACUAACUUGAGGACAAUUGUGAAAACUUCAAGGUUGCUUCAAGAACAGAUCAAAGAACCUAAGGGCAGUUCAGUUAAUUUCUAUGAAAAUUGCAGGAAUUGUGCAGAGGUACCAAGAACCUCACGAAAACCUAAUCAAAGUUUUGUGAUUUUCCAGGAAGUCCAGAGAACUUCAGAGUAGUUUUAAAACGUUUGGGCAGUUUCUUUAUUUUCAGGGAUGUUCCAAGUACUUCAAGGAAGAUCAGAGAACUUCAGAGAAGUUUCAUUUUUUUUAACUUCUAGAGCUUACAAGAAGUUCCGAGGCAAUAUUGGAAAUGGAUGUAAUGUCGGCCUAAAUGCCUCUAAUUUGGGCCCAGUCAGUAAUGAACUAAAUUAUCAAAAGCGACCAAAAAUAUCCAUUAGUACGGUCCCAAUGACGCGUUCAUCUAGAUAAAAUUGAAAAAAUAGUAGAUUUUCAAUGGGCCCAAUCUUAGAUCCUUAGGCCAACAUUAGAGCCAUUUCCCCUAUAUAAAAAUCUGAGAAUUUCAGGAAUUUUACAAAAUUUUCGUAAAAAUUUCGGGGUCUCUGAAUUGAUGGGUGAUGGCUGUCAGAUGGGAGUAAAAAAAAAGAAGAUCUAAACGAUUUAAUUGCUAACUAAAGACUGAACUACUUUAUUAUUUAAUCGAUAUUUAAAAUCUACCCUGCACUAGCUACCUAACUGCUGACCUAGCACGUCCAAGGAUCGCUCGCUGUCGUCGUCGUCGUCGCUGUAGUCCGGAUGUUGCUUGCUGAUGAGACCAAAUAGUUACUUCUGCUAAUGUGCGUUAAGGUGUUGUUGCCAACGAACUUCGUGUUGACGGUAAAAUCUGUUGAUGUAGUCCGAAUAAUAACUGCCUGAUGUUGGUUGAUUUUGUCCUAUCCGGGUUAAUGAUGAUGGCUCGGUUGGUAACUCAUGCAUAUCGGGAAAAUUGUUGAAACGAUAGAGAAGUUCCGAGAAGGGAACUUCAUGACGAAACGAAAGAAAAACUGCUGAUUACACUUUUACCAUCAUCAACGUUUCGAUCUUGACAUCUUCAUCCGGGAAGUUUUAGAUCAUAUAGCUAUUAGCGCUGAAAGAAAGAUGGCAUAACAUUAUGUCUCCUGAAUAAGGCCAAAUCAUGAUGAUGUAUUUUCAUUGUUUCCUAUUAGAAACCGGUUGUUAAUCAUAAAAGUUCGUAUGCGUUUUCAUUUCCCUUAAAAUUGAUUUUCUCAUUCGAUAAUUUGUGGUUAGUUUGCCUUGUUCAUGAAAUAAAAUGUCGUGACAUAAACCAGCCUGCUGCAAUAUGUGUUUCAAUUUAAGUUAAAUUAAGAACAUUUGCACACCGAGCCAUUCAGAGUGA